This is a messenger RNA of Daldinia loculata, 1933 nucleotides long. Its product is annotated as Indoleamine 2,3-dioxygenase. Gene Ontology annotation, cellular component: cytoplasm. NCBI's taxonomy places the organism in Eukaryota, Fungi, Ascomycota, Sordariomycetes, Xylariales, Hypoxylaceae. The transcript is spliced from 2 exons. Gene Ontology annotation, biological process: 'de novo' NAD+ biosynthetic process from L-tryptophan. The record is from RefSeq and is a predicted model, not a curated record. The coding region runs from base 321 to 1793 and encodes 490 amino acids. Gene Ontology annotation, molecular function: indoleamine 2,3-dioxygenase activity; metal ion binding; heme binding.
AACUCCCGCUGGGUCCGCCUUUCCGAAACCUUGAUGGUCUAGCCUAGGUUAAGGAAUUACAUAUUUUCUCCUCUUUAUAAAUUACAUGCUCACAACUCAACUGUUGUUUCGCACGGCUGAGGAGUAUUACAGGAUAAAUCUGUAUACUCCUUGCGUCAGGAAUUAGACUUUUUAUUAGUUUAACCACUUGAAUCUAUUUAAGAAGGUCAACUGUUAGGUUGAUUUUUCGUCCAUCGAGCUCCACAGCUUCGCCACAAAGCCAACUCAAUUUAUUGUCUUCGGUUGUUAUCUCGUCAUCAAGAGACAGUUAUACCGCCGUGAUGAGACCUCCUAUCCCGGUAUUAUCCGAGUAUGGAAUCUCGCCAAAGUAUGGCUUCUUGCCCGACGUCCUGCCUUUAACUAGGCUUCCGGACCCCUACUAUAACAAGUGGGAGUCCAUCGGCGCCAAUCUACAGAAUUUGAUUCUUAGCAAGCGUCUUCGAGGAGUUAUCGACCGUCUUCCUGUUCUCUCCACCGUCGGUCUGGAACAUGACGCAGAAUGGAGGAGAGCCUACAUGCUCCUGACCUUCUUUGCUCACGGCUACAUCUGGGGAGGUGAUACUCCCUGUGAUCGUGUGCCACCGAGCAUCUCUGUUCCCUUGUUGGAUAUUUGUCAACACCUCGAGGUUCCACCCGUGUCUACCUACGCCGCCUCCGUGCUGUGGAACUUCAAGCCCCUCUUCGUCGACGAAGAGAUCGACGAUCUUGACAACCUCGCCACCUUAGUGACCUUUACCGGGUCCCUUGACGAGUCUUGGUUCUACCUAGUCUCGGUCGCCAUUGAGGCUCGUGGCGGCCCCAUCAUCCCUCUGAUGCUAACGGCAGUUGCUGCUGCUCGACAAGGCGAUAGUGCAACCGUAAUACGUUGUCUGCAUGCCUUCGCCGAGCGCCUCGAUGACCUCGGCGAACUAUUGCGUCGCAUGCAUGAAAGCUGCGACCCGGGCUUCUUCUACCGUCGCAUUCGCACAUUCCUUGCUGGUAGUAAGAACAUGGCCGAGGCAGGUUUGCCGCAUGGUGUCAUGUAUGAUGAUGGUUCAGGCAAAUCUGAGUACGUGCAAUACAGCGGACCUAGCAACGCCCAAAGCAGUUUGAUUCAAUUCUUUGAUAUCAUUCUUGGCGUCGAGCACCGUCCCACCGGUGAGAAGCCUAAUCCGUCUUCCGAGUCGGAACGUGAAGGGCGAAGCCGUGCCCCCAAACACAAUUUUAUCCGGGAUAUGCGACGUUAUAUGCCAGGGCCGCACGCGCGCUUUCUGAACGAUGUUGGAGCGGUUGCUAAUAUUCGCGAGUUUGUUGAGAGCCGCGCGGCCUCUGAUCGUCCUCUAAGCAUCGCCUACGAUGCGUGUCUUGCCAUGCUCCGCGCGUUCCGCGACAUUCACAUCGCUAUCGUCACGCGCUAUAUUGUCUUGCCGUCUCGAGAGAAUAGAGCACGAAGUCGAUCGCGUAGCCCCGAAGCUAUUAGGAAUAGAUUAAACCUAGCGACGGCUUCUAAAAACGAGAAGCAUAAGAAGGUCAAAGGAACUGGUGGUACAGCUCUGAUUCCUUUUCUCAAGCAGGCUCGUGACGAGACUGGCGAGCCCUCAAUCGAGGUUUGGGCCAAGAAGUUUAUGAGCAGGCAAACUAAGGUCUCAGGUCAAAACGAUUUCUUCCUGGGUAAAGACGAGAAAUCGGAGGUGCUAGACGAACCGGUUAUUGAACAUGGUCUUGCAGGGACUUGGACUAUGGAUGAGGAAAUUGGUGGUAUCUGCAAUUACUGAUAGGCAGUGUUACUUGAGCUUUUGUCUCGAGUUAGGACCGUUACAGCAGUUGUAGUAACGAGAUACUGGAUAAUUCCCCAGGAACCGUAGUUCUCCCUUCAGUAACAAGGCCUUAUGAAUCUACCUAUCAGAUAUUUCAC